AUGGGAAAAUUUGACAUUCAAGUAAUUCGUUUUUUAACUUCUCAACAUUUUCGAAUACUUACUUCUAUUGAAAUGGGAAUGAAGAAUCACGAAUUGGUUCCUCUACCCUUAAUUGCUUCAAUAGCGGCGAUUCAUAGAGGAGCAACUUCGCGUCUUUUGAAUGACUUAACCAGAAGUAAAUUGGUUGUUUAUGAAAGGAGCAAAAGAUAUGAUGGUUUUCGACUAACCACUCUAGGCUAUGACUUUUUGGCUCUUCGAGCACUCCGCGCCCGUGAAGUUGUUGGAUCUAUUGGAAAUCAAAUUGGAGUAGGAAAAGAAGCAGAUGUUUAUGUUGGGGCUAAUCCAGUGCUUGAGGAUUUGGUUCUCAAAUUUCACCGUCUUGGACGUACUUCUUUCCGCAAAUUAAAAGAGAAACGUGAUUAUCAUCGAAAACGUCAUUUUUGUUCCUGGUUAUACCUUUCUCGUUUGGCUGCCUUUAAAGAAUUUGCCUUCCUCAAAGCUUUGUACUCCCACAAUUUUCCCGUUCCAAAACCAAUCGAUAUUAGCCGCCAUACCGUGGUUAUGGAAUUAAUUGUUGGUCCAACAUUGUCAAAUGUGGCACAAGUUGAUGAUCCGGCAAUUCUAUUUGAAAAAUUGAUGAAUUUAAUUGAAAGAUUGGCUUCCUAUGGAUUAAUUCAUUGUGACUUUAAUGAGUUCAAUAUUAUGCUUAGAGAGGAUGGCUCUCCAGUUCUAAUAGAUUUUCCACAAAUGGUUAGUGUGUAUCACCCAAAUGCAGAAUUUUACUUUAAUAGAGAUGUAAAUUGUGUAAAAACAUUUUUUGCCCGAAAAUUUCAUUUUGAUGCCAAAGAAUGGCCAGAAUUUAAAGAUGUUGAAAAAUGUUAUGAUUUGGAUGCGUAUGAUGAAGGAGAUUUUACUGUUCAUUUGGAGGGUGAUGAAGAGGAGGAUGGACAAAGUGAUGAGGAUGAAGGUGAUGGAGAAAGUUAUGAAAUGGUUGGAUAUGAGGAGGAAAUUGGUGUUGAAAAAGAGGAAAAACCUUCCACCAAAUCAGUACAACUCGAACCUUCUAAUACCGGACGACUUCAAGAAUGGAUUGAUCAGGCUCGGGAAAGUUUAGAAACGAUUGCCUUAAAUCAAAAUGAGGUUACUAAACAACCAAAUGAUUCUGAAAAGAAAGAGGGGGACGAAGACGAUAAUGCAUCAGAAGAAGAAUCAGUCGCUUCAAAUUAUUCAAAUAACCAACAAACAAACGAAGAAAUCCCCCAAAAACAACACAAAAAUAACCCCAAAAAUAAUUUAUUAAAAUUAUCUAGUGUUGCUGGGUCAACUUCUACAUUAUCCAAAGAUGAAAUUAAACGGAGAUUGUUAAUGGAAAAAAAUAAAGCAAAGAAAGAAAAAUUACGAGUUAAAGGACAACAAAAUGCUGUAAGACGUGGACGGCAACAAAAUAAAGAAUUAAUUAAAGAAUAUGUUGGGUGGGAUUGUUAUUAG
Molecule: messenger RNA, 1488 nt
Organism: Meloidogyne enterolobii
Lineage: Eukaryota; Metazoa; Nematoda; Chromadorea; Rhabditida; Meloidogynidae
Source: the annotation of a GenBank genome assembly